AUGGCGGAAUCUACCCUCGCUGUCUUUGUCAUUCUCAUUCUCACCGGAUGUUCCUCCUCCAGAGACCUCCGUCCUUCUGAUCACGGCCUUCUCUUUCAGACUUUAUCACCGGCGGGGACGCAUUCUUCGCCCGAGAUGAGAUCCUUCUUCAACAGUGGCAAUUCAUCGCCUACAGUUUCGUCUUCCUCCGACGUGGCCAUGCCGAAUGCCAUUACAAUGGAUAACCCCACUCCACGACCACCGUCUGGGUUGAGAGGCUCUGGCAAAGACGGAGACCGAGUUGAGGAUGCCCUGAAGGCGGCGAGUUUAGCGUGUGGAAUCGUGGGAGCGUUUCUGAUCAUGGCUUCGAGUUUAAUUUAUGUGUUCAAAUAUAGAAAGCGGGUACAAAACGAAGCUUUACGUGGUAACAAUGGUGAAUUUGAAAAUGAUGAUGGAAAUAACAAAUUGCAAUUAGUUCUACGUGACCCUUCGAGUUGA
Molecule: messenger RNA, 477 nt
Organism: Vicia faba (fava bean)
Lineage: Eukaryota; Viridiplantae; Streptophyta; Magnoliopsida; Fabales; Fabaceae
Source: the annotation of a GenBank genome assembly